Molecule: messenger RNA, 963 nt
Organism: Cotesia congregata
Lineage: Eukaryota; Metazoa; Arthropoda; Insecta; Hymenoptera; Braconidae
Source: the annotation of a GenBank genome assembly
AUGGCGAACCCCCAGAUCCCACAGAUUUCCCUGAUUCAAAGUUCUCUCAACUCACAAAGUACCCAAGGUUUCCAAAAUUCACAAAAAGCCCAAAGUCCUGAAAAUUCUCAAAGUACACAAAGUUACUUAAACAUCGCCCAAGCAGAUUGCUUUCCAAAAAAGGAACAAGCCAUCGUCAUUGAUAUCUCCGAUGAUUCUCAACUAAAGGAAUACACCCAGGCUCUAGCUAGAGUUAUCCCACCAUCGCAAAUAAGGUUCAUUUCAAGAAUUGCUAACAAUCGGAUAUGUGCAUAUCUCGCCACCAAAGAAAUAGCGAAUGAGCUAGUGGAUAAACACAAGGUAAUAAUGGUUCGUGGUCACACAGUCCCAAUAAGACCAUUAAUAAUUAGAAAUAAAAGAAUAAUCCUCUCAAAUGUAUGCCCAGUAAUCCCACAUUACGUACUUGUUGACAAAUUAAAAGAACUCAACAUCACCCCCACCUCACCCGUCUCAUUUCUCCGAGCCGGCCUUACCGAGCCAGGGUUCAGUUACAUAUUAAGCUUUAGAAGGCAAUUGUAUGUAACCCCUGAUGACAUCAGCAAAAUUCCUGAUCGAUUACAAAUAACGUUCGAAGAAACUAGCUACUGGAUUUACAUCAACACAGAUACUAUGUCAUGCUUUCUUUGCAAAAACGAAGGUCAUAUAGCUAAGAACUGUCCCAAUGUUAAUGAAAAAGAUAUUAAAGAAAAACUUCCUGCCAAUACUGAGAGUUCCACUACUCAAAUGCCACCUCCGUCUAUACCAGUAUCUAAUCCUCCUUCUCUAAUUGUAAAUCUCGGUGAUUUAAUUAACAUUGAGGAUCAAAACUUGAAGCGGCCCCACCCUGCAUCAAGCACAAGCUCGAUGACCCAAGUCGACCUCCAAAACCCAGGAAACAGUUGGGAUGAAGAACUUCUGAUUCAGACUCCGGGUCCAGUAUCAUGA